AGUCCAUUGUGUUAAUACCAUAUGUCAAAAAAAUAGAUAAAUAACUGUGGUGAAAGGUGAAAUAUAAUGGUAAAAUCACAAAUAGUCAAAAAUGGCCAAUUAUACUUUGGAAUAUCGGAUUUUACAACAAACCUAAAUAUCCCUGAUGUCCCACCUUCAAACAGCCUCAUUUGGCCUCCAUGAAAAAGCUACUUAACCUCCCACUUUUCUAUAGGAAUACAUGUUUCCUACGGGCACUGCACUAGUUACAACACCAACAAUAGUAAAAAAUAAACAACAUAAUUAAAAAUAUAAGCAACAGAGUAAACUUGUCAAACAGAAACAUUUCAUGGUUCAUCUUCUGUCAGUCUGAGUGAUGUGAUGUGAAUCCUGUUAUUACUGCAUGUCUCUGUAAUCUAAUUAUAUUCUUUCUCAUACAUUCAUACAUUCAUUCUCUUCUUUUUGUAUCUUGAUUACUUAAUUAGGAUACAAACCAAUCACAGGAUUACAUGUAUUCCAUUACACUCUGAGCCUGGUUGAGCAUUUUGAUACCUUUAAGUUCAUUUUCCAGAUUGUACGUUAACGUUUACUCGAGUAACAUGCUCAGUCUUUCUACUUGUAAGAGAGUAAAUUUACUGACUCCUCAUGAACAGAUGAAACACAGCAGCUUCUUCUCACGGCUGAAUCUCCGACAGGAAGCACUUUUCAGAGAUAUUUAGACUUUGGGUCCCAACAGAACCAGAACUACAGUGACCUCAGUCAGUCGGGUCAGUGAAGUGUAUCAGCUCUGUGACGUCAGCUGUUCACCUGCAGGUACGUCUGUAUCUGACUGUCUCUGUUCAGGAUCCCUGUGUGUGUGUGUGUGUGUGUGUGUGUGUGUGUGUGUCACAGUGAGUCAUACAUUCUCUCAGAGGGCGGACAGACUUGUUACGCUCGUAUCUUUAUUCUCAUUGUCUCAGUGUAACUCGACUCACCUGUCCUGCAGCAUCGGCUGCCGUCACCAUGGCAACACUGACACCUGCAGUCAGGACUCGGGGCUCCAGCUGCCCCGCGUAUUCACAUGACAACACAGGUGAAAGUUCUAAGAUCACCUGGUAACCCUAACCCAAGUCAGGUGCUUGAGUGGGAAUGAAGUUUUGUUCUUGGUUCUGACUGAUAGCUGAGAGCAGAGCAGGUGGGACAGGUCGGUCCGGUCUGCUGACACACCUGGACACUCCUGACUCCUCCUCGGCCAAUAGGGAGAGACCUGAGAGGCGUCGACUGAAAGAGACGAGGUCAGCUUCAGUCUCACCUCCAACUGCCUGAGAACACACUGCUGACAGACAGACAGACAGAAAUGGAUAAACUAGCCGGCAUGGUGGGGGAGAAAAUAGGAGACAUGGUGGAGGACGCCGUGAAGAAUGCUCUGGGUGUCGGAGACAAAGACGGAGACAAGGACAAGGACAAGAAAGGAGGAAUCUUCUCUUCGUUUGGAGGCGACAAGAAGAAGGAGGACAAGGACAAGAAAGAAGGAGGACUGUUCUCGUUCGGAAACGACAAGAAGAAAGAGGAGAAGAAAGGAGGCUUCUUCAGUAAGAUCUUCAACAAAGACGACGAUGAGAAGGGUGGAGAGAAGAAGUCAGGAUUCCACGGUCUGUUCAGUGAACAGGAGGGAGGAGCAGGAGGAGCAGGUGAGGGAGGAUAUCCAGGAGCAGGUGAGGGAGGAUAUCCAGGAGCAGGUGAGGGAGGAUAUCCAGGAGCAGGUGGAGGAGGAUAUCCAGGAGCAGGUGAGGGAGGAUAUCCAGGAGCAGGUGGAGGAGGAUAUCCAGGAGCAGGUGGAGGAGUCAGUGAUGGAGGUACGUAUGAAGGUGGGAGGAGGAGAAAGUUCAGAUGUUUGUGUUAAGAUGUAGAAGUGACACAGAUACGCAGAGUACUUAGACAUGAAACAUGUACUGAAGGAUAGUAAAUGAGUAUUUGUACUUGAUUACUUCCCGCCUCUGAUAGUAACUGUCGUCUUCUGUUUCAGAUCUGUUCAGUGAUCUGAUGGACGUGGCUGAAGAAACGUCUCGGGGGAACUGACCCGACAGAACGUCCUGCUGGUUCCGUCAGCUGCUCCUCAGCUGGAAACUGAUUCUGUAAAGACUGAAACACGUAACGGGCUGAGCAGCUCCUCACGGUUCUGUAGGAUCAGACACACUGACAGCUCCUGGGCCUUUGAUUCAUUCUGUAUGCAACACUAAAUAUCCUUCCACUCUGUUUCCUCCUGAGAGACGAAACUUCCUCGUCACCUCGUCUCGGUGCACUGGACCUGCAUGUUGUUAGCUUAGCUUAGCAUAAAGACUGGAAGCAGGGGGAAACAGUUAGCAUGGCUCUGCUGAUUGAUGAACAUGUUUACUGUCAUUUGUUCACAUUAACACCAAGAUUCCAGUUCCAGACUUUAUAUUUACUUUUAUUAUUUAGUUCUUCAUAUUUUUCCCUACAUGUUGAAUUGUUCCUGAACAUAUAUCAGAAUUAUUAAAUUCUAUUAUAUCAUUAGAUAUUAUUAACAUUAUCAGAGCUGAGCUAAUUAGCAUACCGUUAGCGUAACACUGGCUCUUUAUAUGUUGUAUUUAUGGAUAAAAAAACACUAAAUGAACAUCAUCGGGGGUUAUGCACGGGGGUUGCAAAGAAAAUUUCAUUGAUUGACAUGUGAAUGUCCAAUGAUAAUAAAAACUCUUGAAUCAUCAUUAUGUUUCUAGAUCUGAUUUAUAUUCUGUUUCCUCCACAACACAUUUAUUUAAAACAGUUUGUUGUAUUUUCAGAAUAAAUGUUCAGCUUUACUUUGUUAACACUGAUCAGACAGUCCUGCUGAUCUGAUCUGAGAGCAGUUCUGUCUGAGUACAUGAUGGAGACAAUAAACACUUCAUGUUCUCAUCAAUUGUCUGUCAAAGACUUUUAUUUCAAUGAAUAAGAUAAAAUCAAUAAACAGAAUAUAAACGUGUCUGCAGACAAUCACCUGAUGUACUGAUAUGAUGUUUAUAUUAAUGUUGUCUUUAUGUUCUGGAUCUAACGUUCAGCAUGUCGGAGUCAAACAAAGUGUCAACGCAUCCAGACUUCUUUCUAAGCCCCGCCCCUUCUCGCUCUGUGCUCCAAUAGCCGUUGAUCAAGCUUGACGAGUCUCCAGUAAUUUAGUCUCAGGCUGCAGGUCAUCAAUCCGCCGACAGAAGGGCACAAAACCAAACUCUUUAAUGACAGUUUGACUCGACUGUGACGCUUCAUGAGAUUAAUGAUCCAUCAACAAAUGACCAAGAUUA
Messenger RNA from Acanthopagrus latus (yellowfin seabream), 3251 nucleotides. Its product is annotated as glycine-rich cell wall structural protein-like. The record is from RefSeq and is a predicted model, not a curated record. NCBI's taxonomy places the organism in Eukaryota, Metazoa, Chordata, Actinopteri, Spariformes, Sparidae. The transcript is spliced from 2 exons. Bases 1316 to 1861 code for a protein of 181 amino acids.